Molecule: messenger RNA, 1353 nt
Organism: Daphnia magna
Lineage: Eukaryota; Metazoa; Arthropoda; Branchiopoda; Diplostraca; Daphniidae
Exons: 5
Coding region: 396-1148 (250 amino acids)
Source: RefSeq, a predicted model, not a curated record
AAAAUUCUGGGGUUUUACGUACCACUUUCAUUUUUUCAAGUAUGUCGCAAAUAUUUUGGACAACUAACUCCGAAAUUUAUGGGCUUCAAAGAGAAAGAAGUUUUAGAGUAGACAAACACAGGUUUAUUACUCACAGAAGUACAUGGCGAUGAAUUUCUGUCUUAGUAGGGACAUACAAUUUCUGGGAACGAGAAGAGGCAGAGUGAAAGUGAAAAAAAAAUUAUCUGAAAAUCUUUCUAAUAAAAUUCAUUAAAGCGUUGUUUUAAAUAACAGUAAAAUUACAGUAAAAUUUACGAUUUUACAAAUAAUAUUCACUUUUGAAAAAAUAUGGAAACUAAAGCAAAUAUGACGUAGCUAUGUUGCCAACAAUUUACUAAAAAGGUACGCAAACAAGCAUGGUCUUAGGUAACAGGGCAAGACGGCAACCUCUAACCCGUGUAAGACUUGUCAGAUUUUAUUGUAUGGGAACGGAAAUGGCGUCUCUCGAUAACGUGAAGAAACGGUGUGUAUUUGUCGAAUUAGUUGACGGUAGGGCAAAUGCCCCAUACGAAAUUAUUCUAGAAGAAAGCUCAACUGAGCAAAGCUUUGAUAACAUACUCCACUCAACUCCCAUUCUUCACCAAAAUAGUUCACGAACAUCUUUUCAAGAUUACACACAUUCAGGCAAUUUGGGGAAUGUUACUACAUCCAAGCUUCUAAAUACUAUUUCUCCAUUUGAUUCUGGAUUGGAUUGUGAUGAUGUGUCUAGUGACAAUUUGGUGAUCUCUUCUACAUCUAAGCAACUUAGUUCUAUUGCGUUGGAUUCUGAACAAGGUUCUGAGCAUGUGCCUAGUGACAUUUGUGCUUGCGCAGCACUUGAGGUUUUACCCUAUCUAAUUCCAGUCAGGAAGAAAAAGGGUGUUAUCCCUUCUCACUUUCUGUAUUAUCCUCAAGAAGAUUCAGUUAGCCUGGAUGCGGUUUUAAAGGAGACGGUCAAUCGUCCCCCGUUCAUCAUUCAAAUUGAAGAUUCCUUCCACGUCAUUGUAGAUAACCAAGUUUUGGUAACUUCUAACUCGGUCUCCGAGGCAUUGUUGAACGUAUUUUCCUCUUACUAUGUUUUCUGUAUCGAAUAUAGUAAGCAAGUAUUGAAAUCACUGUUGUUCCUGUAAAGUGAGGUCUUCGGUUUAAAAGAUGAUUGUUCCAGAAAUUGCCCUGGUUUACCUCUUUUUGUAAACACUCUUAAUGCUGUUAAACUGUAAUUGACCUUUUGUUCGUUGUCAUUGUCGUCGUCGUCGUUCAUUAAUGUUUCGUUGAACUGACAACAUUCAAACAAAAUGCAAUUUUGGUUGGCAAAGAGCAAUACAAAGUUUAAUC